AUGCUGCGCCUAUCACUAGCUUCGAGACGCUCGCCGCUGCGAGGCUCGUCCCUCUUGCGGCGCCAUCUCAGCACCACCUCGUCACGGCCGUCCUCGGACCAACGCCCGCACCUCCUCGACGAGCUCACACAACGAGGCCUCGUCCAGUCCAUCACCUCCCGUUCCCUCCGCGCACACCUCUCUGCACCGUCAUCGGAAGCGCAAAAUGCGCUCAGCGUCAAGCGCACAGUCUACUCGGGCGUCGACCCGAGCGCACGCAGCCUACAUGUUGGCAACCUCCUCCCGCUCAUGGCUCUACUCCACUUUGCCAGGUACGGCCACAGGAGCUUGGCCCUGAUUGGCGGCGCUACCGGUUCGAUAGGGGACCCCUCUGGGCGAUCCACUGAGCGUUCGGCGCUCGACAAGGCCGAGCUCGACCGCAACGUCGCCUCCAUCUCGAACCAGCUGCGCGAAUUCUUCGGGCGGGCCCAGGAGUACAUUGAAAGGAGGCAGGACCUCGUCGAGCCUAGCAGCAGCAGCUCUGCUCGUGCGGCGACGCCAACGCCCAUGGAAGCCGCUGCGCAGAGCGCCGAUGGAGGCAUCGAGGCCGAGCUGGCCGCCGAGCGCGCGUUCUGUGCCUCCUCGACGGAGGGCGCAUCUGCCCCCUUCCCUCCGGCGCCCGGCAACGCGGCGGUUGACGUCCCGCAGGCGGAGGACGCGGCGCUUGGCGACCGUCUCACCACCACGCCCGCGCUCGACGUGCGGCUGGUCAACAACCUGAGCUGGUUCUCCGGCCUCGGCGUCCUCGAGUUCCUGGGCACGGUGGGCAGGCACGCCCGCAUCCAGACCAUGAUGUCGAGGGACAGCGUCAAGAGCCGUCUGGUCCCGCCACGUUCUGCUGCCAGCGAGGGCGAGGCGGCCGCCGAGACCGACGAGGCCAACGGCGAUGCCCUCGCAGUGGGGCUGUCCUUCACCGAGUUUUCCUACCAGCUGCUGCAGGCGUACGACUUUAGCGUGCUCCACUCGGGAGCCUGGAACUGCUCGAUUCAGAUCGGAGGCUCGGAUCAGAUGGGCAACAUCAUGGCGGGCGUCGACCUGAUCCGGCGCCUCAAGGCCGCCUCGCCCGCAGCGGCGCAGCUGGCAGCAUCAUCGUCAUCGUCAUCGCCGACGUCCGCCGCCAAGCCGCACGGGGGCCAGGAAAAGUACGUGGACCCCGCCUACGGCCUCACGCUGCCGCUGCUGACGACGUCGUCGGGCGCCAAGUUUGGCAAGUCGGCGGGAAACGCCAUCUGGCUCUCGCCCUCGCUGCUGUCCGACUUCGAGUUCUACCAGUUCUUCCUGCGCUCCCGCGACGACGAGGUGGAAAAGUACCUGCUGGCCCUGACGCUGCUCCCCGUCGGUACGGUCCGGCAGGUCAUGGGGGAGCAUGCGGCGGAUAGGAAGAGGCGCGGGGCGCAGCGGAAGUUGGCGGGCGAAGUGACGGAGCUGGUGCGCGGCGUCGAGGCGAGGAAGAGGGCGGAGAUGGCGACCAGGGUCAUGUUCGAGACGGACCUGAGGGACGUGGAUGUCGACGAGGUCGUCGAGGCCUUCCGGGGUACGCAGGUGCUGGUCGAGCUGGGGAGUAGGGACGAGUGGGUGGGCGAGGACGUGACCAAGUUGGCAGCCAAGGUCGGUCUGGUCAAAUCGAGGGCCGAUGCAAAGCGUGCCCUCUCCUCGGGCGGCCUCUACCUCAACAACGUCGCGCUCCCAUCCUCCUCCAAGUCGCCUUCUUCGGGCAUCACGACCCUCGAUCCCGCCGACCUCCUCGGACCACCCUCGGCGCGGCAAUUCGCCAUCCUCCGCGUCGGAAAGACGGAGCACCGCGUCGUCGUCGUGCCCAGCUAG
Molecule: messenger RNA, 1863 nt
Organism: Pseudozyma flocculosa PF-1
Lineage: Eukaryota; Fungi; Basidiomycota; Ustilaginomycetes; Ustilaginales; Ustilaginaceae
Exons: 3
Coding region: 1-1863 (620 amino acids)
Biological process (GO): tyrosyl-tRNA aminoacylation
Cellular component (GO): cytosol; mitochondrion
Molecular function (GO): ATP binding; RNA binding; tyrosine-tRNA ligase activity
Source: RefSeq, a predicted model, not a curated record